AUGUACAAGGCCGUCAUCCUGCCGACACUACUGUAUGGAGCAGAGACCUGGACGGUGUACACGAGGCAGGCACGCCGUCUGAACCACUUCCACCUCGGCUGUCUUCGUCGCAUUCUGCGGCUGAACUGGCAGGAUCGCAUCCCCGACACUGAUGUGCUGGAACGGACGGGAAUCCUCAGCAUCUACUCAAUGUUGAGACAAAUGCAGCUGCGCAGGAGCGGGCACCUGGUGCGCAUGGACGACGAGCGGCUACCCAAACGGCUCUUCUACGGGGACGUCGCGACGGGUUCUCGUCCUCAAGGAGGCCCAAUUCGUCGAUACAAGGAUACCCUGAAGUCCUCCCUGAAAUGUUUGCAUCCAACGCAUCCACCGUGCACACCCCCACCCUCGUUCCAUCCGUCCGCGCCAUCACCACCGCCUCCUCUGUAG
This is a messenger RNA of Spirometra erinaceieuropaei, 429 nucleotides long. NCBI's taxonomy places the organism in Eukaryota, Metazoa, Platyhelminthes, Cestoda, Diphyllobothriidea, Diphyllobothriidae. The record is from the annotation of a GenBank genome assembly.